AUGUCUGCCAACAACGAGCAAAUCCCUGCUAUCGAUGGCCAGGCUGAAACUACUGGGGGUAAUGGUGUUAAUGAGGCAGGACCAAAAGCAAGUAAUGAUAAAAAUGCCUCAGCACCCAAAAAUGAAGUGCCUCCCAGCAAGAAACCACGUGUAGACUUACAGUCUUUACCAGCUCGACAGUAUUUGGAUCAGACUGUUGUGCCUGUUCUCUUACAAGCCCUCUCAGCUUUGGCCAAGGAAAGACCGCCGGACCCUAUUAAUUUUUUGGCAGGGUAUUUAAUGAAGCAUAAAUCGCAGUUUGAACAGCCAAAUAGUAGUGCAACAACUGGUACCACGCAGUGA
Gryllus bimaculatus (two-spotted cricket) is the source of this 342-nucleotide messenger RNA. Lineage: Eukaryota; Metazoa; Arthropoda; Insecta; Orthoptera; Gryllidae. The record is from the annotation of a GenBank genome assembly.